UUGUGACGGACACUGGUUCGGGUUGAGGUCUUUUCGGCAGAAGAUGGAGAGGAAAGGAGAUUGAGAGAAUCGGCUGUAGGACUCGACCAAACUGGAAUGUGCAAUUCGAUGGAGUCCAAGAUGGGAAAUUCUACCGGUGAUUGGUGAAUAGGAGUUGGCACUUUUUACAGUGUGGAUGAAGCGAGAAAAUAUACACAGAACACUCGUAUGAUUGAAAUCCAGGCACAGAUGUCAGAGAGAGCAGUCGAACUACUGAAUUUACCACAGGAUCAACCUUGCUUCCUCUUAGACGUUGGGUGUGGAUCAGGACUCAGUGGGGAUUACCUUUCUGAAGAAGGACAUCACUGGGUUGGUGUGGAUAUCAGUCCAGCCAUGCUUGAUGUUGCACUGGAGAGAGAGAUAGAAGGUGAUCUUAUUCUAGGAGACAUGGGUGCGGGUAUGCCAUUCCGGCCCGGCAGCUUUGAUGGCUGCAUCAGUAUUUCUGCUCUUCAGUGGUUGUGCAAUGCAGAUAAGAAGAGUCAUAACCCUCCAAAACGGAUGUACAGAUUCUUCAGUUCUCUCUAUGCCUGUCUGGUGCGAGGAGCUAGAGCUGUGUUUCAGUUUUAUCCUGAGAAUUCUGAGCAGAUGGAGUUGAUUACAGCCCAGGCAAUGAAGGCUGGUUUCACGGGUGGUGUGGUGGUGGAUUACCCCAACAGCAACAAAGCAAAAAAAUUCUUCUUGUGUCUGUUCGCAGGAGUGUCUGGAAAGCUGCCAAAGGGCCUUGGAGCGGAGCAGGAAGAGGACAUGAAGAGCCAUGUGCAGUUUACAAAUGCCAGGUUGAGAUUUAAGAACAUGAAGGGGAAAUCUGUGAAGGGAAGCAGGGACUGGAUUCUGGAGAAGAAGGAGCGUCGAAGGCGUCAAGGAAGGACGGUUCGAAGUGACACCAAAUACACUGGAAGGAAGAGGAAGGCCCGAUUUUAGGAAGGCAGUGGCUGAGAGUUUAAUUUGGUUACAGCAUGCAGAGCCCUGCGAAAUGUUCACUCGGCAUGUACCUCCAGUGGUUAAUAACCAUGCCAACCCUUUUACCAGGGAGUGAGUUCUCCAUUUUGCAGAUCUCAAAAAGUGACUGACUAGCUUUGCAGAUAAUGAACAGUUUGAAUGAAGCCUGCUUCCUCUUUCACCUCAGUGCCUUUUGAUGGAGAGGGUCCCAGAAUGGUUCAGUAUCCUGAACUGUCCAGUUCUUGACUGAAUAUCAAAAGGCUGAGCACAUUGAAGCCUGCAUCGCAAUACACUAUUGAUCCUGAUCUUGCACAAGAAAAAGUGUUACUAUCUUCCAACUCUUAAUGUUAAAGAUAGAUUUUAUUUAGCAAUGAUAAGCCUGUUAACUUCAUUAAAUUAUGGGAUGUAGGCCAACAUCAAUCUUUAAAAAAACAUACUUUAUUCAUUGCUUGCAGUUAUAAGAUGUAUGUUUUAAUCUGAAUUAUGAAGUCUCUGCUGAAUUAAAUAUUGUUUUUUGUCCAAGACCAAGUAAAAUACUGUACUUGAUUUU
Messenger RNA from Mobula hypostoma (lesser devil ray), 1528 nucleotides. RefSeq names its product BUD23 rRNA methyltransferase and ribosome maturation factor (gene bud23). Gene Ontology annotation, molecular function: rRNA (guanine) methyltransferase activity. The record is from RefSeq and is a predicted model, not a curated record. Gene Ontology annotation, biological process: rRNA (guanine-N7)-methylation. The transcript has 12 exons. Lineage: Eukaryota; Metazoa; Chordata; Chondrichthyes; Myliobatiformes; Myliobatidae. Gene Ontology annotation, cellular component: nucleolus. Bases 208 to 960 code for a protein of 250 amino acids.